Molecule: messenger RNA, 1896 nt
Organism: Mercenaria mercenaria
Lineage: Eukaryota; Metazoa; Mollusca; Bivalvia; Venerida; Veneridae
Product: E3 ubiquitin-protein ligase rnf213-alpha-like
Exons: 12
Molecular function (GO): ubiquitin-protein transferase activity; ATP hydrolysis activity
Source: RefSeq, a predicted model, not a curated record
CAUAAAGACCUCUGUUACCUCCACCAGAUACUUGAUAUGCUGCCAGAUAUGACAUGCAGAUCACCCAAAGAAAGUUUGGAACUAUUGGAAGCUGAAAAAUCGCCAGGAAUCGACCAACUGUUUGACGAAAAGCAAUGCAUUAACGAUGUUUACCAAAGGCCUUUUCAGUAUUUACUUCAGCUGGAAAAUGGACAAAAAGGUGAAAUCAGAUACAAUCCCACAGGAGAGAAGGGGACUGAAAAAAAUGUCUUGCGAACAAUGCUCAGACACUGUGGUUUGCAAAAUCCAUCAUGGGCCGAACUCUUUUAUUUUGUCAACUUUUUAAACAUUCAGCUGAUAAGCUUUGAAUCAAACCUCUUUGUCAGCGGUGCACUUGCGGGAGAUUUACCUGGAUUCGGACGGUUCGUCCUCAGUUUCCUUAUGCAUAUGUCAAGGGACUUUUCAACGCAUUCCUUGGACAUUAGCGAAAAGACACCAGGGUCAGCUGAACAGGUAGAAGACGCAGACACCAGUGAUAACGAAGAACUGAAGCAGUUUCAAAUGAGACGUACAUGGGAAAGCAGCCCUCAUCCCUAUCUAUUCUUUAAUGAGGACAAAACAACCUUCACGUUUUUGGGGUUUCAUAUCGAAAAAAGUACAAGGAAUGUUAUAGAUCACCAGACGGAAAAAAUACUGGAAAAAAACAUAAUGUCGUUGCAGUUGUACGAAGCGUUGGAUGUUAAUGGAGUCCCCUUGCAAGAAAACUUUGAUAAUCGGUCAAGGCAGGAAAAGAUACAAAGACUACGUAAUGUAAUGGGAAUUAAUGAGACCCAUGAUCCAGACGAUACCUACGAGCUGACAACUGACAACGUAAAGAAGAUGAUGGCUAUUCAUAUGCGCUUCCGGAGUGACAUUCCUGUUAUAGUCAUGGGCGAAACCGGUUGCGGAAAGACUAGACUUGUCAAGUUUAUGUGUGCAUUACAAAUUCCGCCCGGAAGCACAGUACAGAAUAUGAUAAUUAUGAAAGUGCAUGGGGGCACUACGAAAAAAGACAUAAAAAGAAAGGUCGAUCAAGCACAGAAAAUCGCACUCGAGAACAUGAGGGUGAAAAAAGACAUGUUUACUGUUUUAUUUUUUGACGAGGCCAACACCACGGAAUCUGUUGGUUUAAUCAAGGAGAUCAUAUGUGAUAAGAGCCUCGAAGGCAAAAGCCUGGAUUUAUGUGAAAAUUUGAAAAUGGUCGCAGCCUGCAAUCCUUACCGGAAACAUUCAGAUGAUUUGAUAAAGAAGUUAGAACAAGCUGGUCUCGGCUAUCAUGUGAAUGCUGACGAAACAACCGAUCGCCUUGGUAGAGUACCAAUGAGACGGCUUGUAUACAGGGUGCAGCCCCUACCACAAAGCCUCCUUCCACUUGUUUGGGAUUUUGGACAACUCAGCACCGCUGUUGAAAAACUAUAUAUAAAACAAAUGGUCAGGAGAUACAUUGGAAAUGGGAAGAUUCCAGAUCAAAACAAUUUAAAGGAAGUUGUUAGUGACAUUCUCACCGAAUCACAAGAAUACAUGCGACAACAAAAGGAUGAAUGCAGUUUUGUUUCACUCCGAGAUGUUGAUCGGACACUGACUGUGAUGAGUUGGUUCUAUAAGCAAAGUCAAGAGAAUGGUCUACAGUUUAAACUGAUGAACGCAAAGAUGAGAAAUAAACAUAACGAGAAAUACACUCUGGAUGCUACUACGAGGUCGUUGAUUUUGGCUCUCGGUGUCUGCUACCAUGCGUGUCUCAAAUCUAGAUCGGAAUAUAGGGAAAGAAUUGCCAAAUUUUUCAAAAGCCCCUGCUUGCUUCAAAGAGGUGGUGCACAAAUAGGAGAGGAAAUAGACAGGUACAAAUUGUAUUAUUCCUCAUUUGUUAGUAAAAGGUGA